Anopheles coustani is the source of this 3519-nucleotide messenger RNA. Its product is annotated as C2 domain-containing protein 5. Gene Ontology annotation, cellular component: plasma membrane. Gene Ontology annotation, biological process: positive regulation of vesicle fusion; protein localization to plasma membrane; positive regulation of protein targeting to membrane. The record is from RefSeq and is a predicted model, not a curated record. Gene Ontology annotation, molecular function: calcium ion binding; calcium-dependent phospholipid binding. The transcript is spliced from 14 exons. The coding region runs from base 134 to 3316 and encodes 1060 amino acids. NCBI's taxonomy places the organism in Eukaryota, Metazoa, Arthropoda, Insecta, Diptera, Culicidae.
GUUGUCAACAGAGCAGCAGGCAGAAAGCCGUAGCAUUUUCCCGUGAAAAAACCGCAUCGAUGGGAUUAAAGUGUUCCUGCUAAGCGUGUUUGUGUUUUACAAACGGCAGGGUGUUAUUAUCACAUAGCGCAGGAUGCCGGGAAAAGUAAAGGUGAAAGUCCUGGAGGGCAGAAACCUCCCGGUGAUGGACCGCAGCAGCGAUACCACGGAUGCUUUCGUGGAAAUCAAACUCGGCAACGUCACGUACAAAACGGAUGUCUGCAGAAAAACAUUGAACCCGCGCUGGAACUCCGAUUGGUAUACGUUCGAGGUAGAGGAUGCCGAGCUGCAAGACGAACCAUUGCAGAUCCGGUUAAUGGAUUACGAUACCUACACGGCAAACGAUGCGAUCGGCAAGGUGUACAUUAAUCUUAGUCCACUGCUGCACAAAUCACCCUCGGAUAAUGGGCCAAUAUCGGGAUGGCUACCGGUCUACGACACCAUUCACGGGAUCCGGGGAGAGAUCAAUGUGAUAGUUAAAGUAGAUUUGUUCACCGAUUUCAACAAGUUUCGCCAGAGCUCCUGCGGCGUGUUGUUCUUCCAUUCUUCUAAUAUACCGUAUGGUUAUAGUAUUGCAAUGUACCACGGAUUCGUGGAGGAGCUAGUCGUUAAUGAUGAUCCCGAGUACCAGUGGAUAGAUAAAAUUCGUACACCCCGAGCCUCAAACGAAGCACGUCAGCUAGCAUUUAUGAAACUGUCAGCACAGGUCCAACGUAAAAUUGGCAUAAAAGCAACCGAAAUGGGCGCCAACGCUGUGAUAGGCUACAUGCAAUGUUACGACCUAGAGGGCGAUGUGGGAGUCGUUGCUCGUGGCAUCGGAACUGCCGUCUCGUUAACAAAAAUUAACGAACCCAUCGGACACCAGCAUAUCGGAGAAGAGAUACUGUUGGAAGAGCCAAAGAUUUCCGGGUGUUCCGAUUAUGGCGACGUUACCCGAAAAACGCCGGGUAUCGGUGGUGAUGUAAAUAAUCCUGCAGCUGGCAAUAGUCCAACGAAGUUGGGCACCCCGAUAGCAGGUUCGCUGCAAGCAAAGGAUACCGUUUACAUACCGAUGUGUAGACGGUCGUCGGAUUCGGACCUCAGCAUUACACCAAAGGGCAGCUCAUGUCCACUGGACAAGAGCAUUGGUAUAGUGCGCAACUGUGGAGCAAACAAUGGCAAUACUAAAUCGAUCAUGAUUAUGAACUAUGACAUGCUGGAAAUGCUAGAAUAUCCCUUCUUCACCAUGACAAAGUAUCCGGCUGGUAUUAUUCGACACAUAGGGGCGACUGUGACGGCGCGCUCGGUGAAACUCUUGGAGCGCGUUCCGAACCCCAACGAGCCGGAAACGCGUGACAGUUGGUGGAACGAAAUCCGCACCGAGGUACGGUCACAUGCCCGUUCGUUGGGAUGUAAUGUCAUCCUUGGAUACGUCGAGCAAACGACUAUUGAUGACGAUAUUUGUGUGCUCUAUGCAACCGGAACGGCAGCGGUGAUAAAUCUUCAGUUCGGCAGCGAUAUGUGGGUGGCUGACGCGUCGCUAAACACUUCCGGUGAUGGAGCAGGUACCGGUGAUGGAAAGGAGCACAUGACCUCUUCCCUCGAUAGACAGGAUUUUGACCGCGAUUACAGCGCAUCGAGGGAACACACGCCCAACAAUACGGUGGAGGGUGAUGGGACGUACGACGGGCCGGCGGGCUUGCCCAGCAAAUGUACCAUCUGUCACGUUCCGUACUCUUUGGGAUCCGUAAGCUCUCGGGUCAACGCAGCAAAGUGUUCGAUGUGCAAGAACGGUAUCGUGCCGGAUGUGCUGAUUACAACGAUUGAAGUUCCCGAAGGGAUGGCCGUGUCGGGGCGUGGAUGUCUCAUCCAGGCACAUACGUGCCGGAUGAAGCGCGAUCUGAAGAGUGAGGCAAAUGGCAAAGAGAUAUCGGACGCCCUGCCCUUUCUCGAGUACGAACUGUACAAGUUGCUGGUGAACAAGCUGAAAAUUAAGGGCAUGAAUGCAAUAUUCGGUCUGCGAUCGACCAUUACGAUUGGCGAGCGAACGAUCGUACUGAUCGCCACCGGGACGGCCUGCUAUCUGACGGCCCUGCCGAAACCGAUGCUCCCAAAAAUCGUCGAGGGCACGCAGGUGAUACAAGACAGCCAACGAAUCCAGGAGCUACAGCUGAUGGUGCAGGGCAUCGUCGAGCGUAACAUUCAAGCGUACCAGCUCCAGAGUGUCUACGACUCGGACGCGGAAGUGAUGCAGUCGAACGCAACUGGCACGGUCGGGCGGGGGGAUGACCGUGAGAGCAAGGAGCUAGAUUUGGCGUGUAUGCAGAAAUCGGCCUGUGUCCUCGAGCUGGACGAUAAUGUCGACUGGGACCUGCUGGCGAUCGCGAAAGAGCCCGAGAUCGCACCGGAUGGCUUUUCGGUGGUGAAUGUACAAACGAUGCCCGGCCAGUCCGCGGAACUGAUGGAGGGUGUGCGCAAGUUCCAGAUGUUCACACAAGUUUGGCGCGCGAAGCUACCGUUCAUUCAGCAACAUACGACGCGCAAUCUGAACAAACACUUCCAGGAACUGUUGCAGUUAAUCUACUACAAGCUUCGCACGAUGAGACCGUGUGUGCUGUGCGAUCUUCGUUUUAAGCUUGAUCUGCCCGAGACGGACGAAAUACAGAUCGUAGUGUCGGGUAUGACGCUCGCCCUCGUAGACAGUUUCAGCAAUAAGUUGAAGCGAAAAACUAGCUCGCAUGUCCAGCAACAAUCAUCUGCAGCGGUUAACGCGGGAUCAGUUCGAAACAACGAUGACGAAAUGAUGUUUUCGUUGGACGAAGACUCGAUGGAUACUUCUGGACCUCCGGCGGCACCACCCACAACGCCCCUACCUGCUGUAGUCAAGACGCUUAAAGCACGCGCUACAAAAUCAAUGGCUUCCUCACAUCACACAAAGUUGAAUCGUCCUGGUAAAAUGAUACAGCUGCGCGAUGGCUACGGUGUGGACAUCACGCCACUAAGCUAUAUACCCGGAGGGCGGAUAAAAAAUUACCUAGGCAAUCUGAACUUUUUCUUCAUUCGUGAAAGUACCUCGAUCCGCGAAACCGGCGGUAUCUGUGGAUUUGUACAAAGUUUCAUUGCGGAGGUUCUAUCGAUCGUACGCGCGCAUGUGACCUCACUCGGCGGGAACGCAAUGAUUGCAUUUUAUCUCAACGAUCUAACGCUCAUGGACAAUGUACACAAGAAUCAGGGUCAAUGUCUCGUCAGUGUUGGUGGGGAUGCCGUUAACGUAUCGUUCCACAAAGACGACAAGUAAUGUGAGUUGAAGCGAGCAAAAAAAGGAUGUUUCUAACUAAACUAGAAACACGCACCAUCGCGUUAGUAGUUUGGUCGUAGAACCUGGCUUCCUUUUAGGCACAUUUUGUCACAGACCAACCACAAACCAACGUCAAAAGAUCCAUUUCCUAGCUAAUUUGAAAAUGUUUGAUGCUAACAAAGACAAAUGCAACGAGUUCGAGA